CUUGGACUCCUAAACCCUCCAAUCAACGUCCAAUCCUCACUGCUCUCCAUAUAUUCCACAAAAACCUCAAACCUUUUUGCUUCCGCUGUCUUCUUUAAUCUCAACGUUCCAUUCACGUCUCUCUCUCUCUCUCUCCCCAGACAAGUUAAUCUUCUUCAGUUAAUGCCCGGAAGAACAUUGGUAUAAGUACCAUUCAUUUAUUGACGAAGAAGAAGAAGAAGAAGAAAGAGAGAGCAAAUCCAAGAACAUCAUGGGUGUCUUUGCUUCUUUCCUUGUGCUGUCUCUUCUCUCUUUCUCGGCUUCUUUCUCAUGUGGAGAAAUGCAACCCAAGAUCGGAGUCUGCUACGGCGAGCUGGGCAACAAUCUCCCCACCCCAUCAGCAUCCAUUCAACUCAUCCAAAAACUCAACGGCAAACGGAUCAAAAUCUACGGGACCAACCCCAAAAUCCUCAAAUCAAUACAAGGCACCGACCUCCAAAUAUCAAUCAUGGUCCCGAACAACCUCAUUCCCGACAUCUCCACCAACCAAACACUCGCCGACCAAUGGGUCCAAACCAAUGUUGUCCCCUUCUACCCGGAGUCCAAGAUCCGUUACCUCCUCGUCGGCAACGAAAUCCUCAGCAACCCACCCAACACAACCUGGUUCAAACUCGUACCCGCCAUGCGCAAAAUCCGAAGCUCUGUCAAAAAAUACGGUCUCCACAAGAUCAAGGUCGGAACCCCGUUGGCGAUGGACGCUUUGGAGUCUUCUUUCCCACCGUCUAAUGGAACUUUCCGGUCCGACGUUCGGGAAAAAGUCAUUAGACCGAUGCUCCAUUUCUUGAACCGGACCAAAUCCUUCUUCUUCGUCGAUGUCUACACUUACUUCGCUUGGGUUUCUCAACCUCUCCAAAUCAACCUCGACUAUGCUCUGCUUCAGCCCACGAACAUAACCUAUACGGAUCCCGUUUCGGGUCUGACCUACACCAAUCUGUUGGACCAAAUGCUGGAUGCUCUUGUUUUCGCCAUGAAGCGACUCGGGUACCCGGACAUUCGCCUCUUCCUCGCCGAAACGGGUUGGCCCAGCGGCGGAGACCCGGACCAGCUCGGAGCUAAUAUUUACAACGCCGCCACUUACAACCGCAAUGUGGUCAAGAAGUUCAUGGCGAAGCCACCAAUCGGGACACCAGCCAGACCCGGGGCAGUCAUCCCGACCAUGAUCUUCGCACUGUACAACGAAAACCAGAAGCCAGGUCCGGGUACUGAACGAAACUUCGGGCUGCUGUACCCUAACGGGUCGCACGUGUACCCGAUUGAUCUAUCGGGCAAGACCCAGGUUUCAGAUUACCCGCCUCUGGCGAAGCCUGCGAAUAACGGGAAGUUAUGGUGCGUGGUGGCGGAGGGUGCAAACAAGACGGCGUUGACGGGGGCAUUGUCGUACGCGUGCAGUCAGGGUAAUCGGACCUGCGACCCGAUCCAACCAGGAGGGAAGUGUUACAAGCCCAAUUCGUUGAUCAAGCAUGCUAGUUAUGCUUUUAGUUCAUAUUGGGCCCAGAUGAGGGCAGCCGGGGCGACUUGUUCCUUCAGCGGGUUAGCGGUUAUGAUCUCCAAAGAUCCGAGUUAUGGGGCAUGCAAAUAUCCGAGUGUUAACCUCUGAGCAUGCAAGGUGGCAUUAGCUUAUUGGUUGGAUUGACAUGAUUUCACCAAUUUUUAUUUAUUUAUUUUCUUGGAAAUGGAUUAGGGUUUAUGAUUUUUUACAGAGCUGAGAAGGCUGUGUUGGGCUGGGGAGUGUAUUAACAGAGGCCUCAUUGGCCCAUCAACACUAGAUGGCCCAUUUUGAAUCGCUUUGAAUAUCGGUUUUUUUGUCUAAAGAAUUUUAUGAUUUGUGGAAGUAGGAGAGUAUAAGAUAUGAUAUUCUCCUAAUAAUCUGUUUAAAUUCUUGAGGUACGAAAUAUAUUUCACAUACA
Molecule: messenger RNA, 1946 nt
Organism: Sesamum indicum (sesame)
Lineage: Eukaryota; Viridiplantae; Streptophyta; Magnoliopsida; Lamiales; Pedaliaceae
Product: O-Glycosyl hydrolases family 17 protein
Biological process (GO): carbohydrate metabolic process
Molecular function (GO): hydrolase activity, hydrolyzing O-glycosyl compounds
Source: RefSeq, a predicted model, not a curated record